Molecule: messenger RNA, 2413 nt
Organism: Manis javanica (Malayan pangolin)
Lineage: Eukaryota; Metazoa; Chordata; Mammalia; Pholidota; Manidae
Product: insulin receptor substrate 1-like
Biological process (GO): insulin receptor signaling pathway
Cellular component (GO): cytosol; plasma membrane
Molecular function (GO): phosphatidylinositol 3-kinase binding; insulin receptor binding
Source: RefSeq, a predicted model, not a curated record
GGGGCUCCACCUCCACCCCACCUCUGCUGCCUUUUCCCAGUCGUCUCAGUUCGUCCUCUGGCCACUUUAGCCUUUGGUCGGGGACGAAGCCCGGAGACUGUGGCCCCAUUGCGACCCCGGAGUUCGAGUCGGCCGACUUGCCUCUGGGCCUGGGCCUGCCCGGCCGACGUGCGGCCCUGCGGCCACUUGCGGAAGCAGAAGUCCUAGCGUCGCCGCUUCUUCGUGCUCCGCGCGGACCCGCCGCAUCUGGAGUGUUACGGCGAGAAGUUCUGCGCCGACCAAGUGCGGCCCAAGCUCAGCGUGAGCCUGGCGGGUGCGUGCACCAUCCACAAACGCGUGGACGCGCUCCAGCGCCACCUGAUCAUCCUCUACCCGCACGACGGCAGCCUGGGCGUGGCGGCGGCCAGUGAGAGGGAGCCCCAGGCGUGGUACGGCGCCCUUCUCGAGGUGCGCGCCGCCGCCGGAGCCCCCUGUGCCCAGUCCAUUGUCUCUCCAGGUUUCGGGUCCCACAAGGACCCGGGGGUCUGGAUCUUCGCUCCUUUUCAGGACGUCUGGCCCGUGACGCUGCGGCCCAAGGGGCUGGGGCAGACGCGAGGCCUGGGCAGCAGUGGCUACCACUUGUGCCUGGGUUUGGGGGUAGUGAGCCUGCUGCGCAAGCCCAGGGACAGAGGCUCCGGGAGCACCCAGGCAUUGCCGCCGCCGCCAGCCUUGCACCUGUCCGAGCUCAGCGUACACCGCUGCGGCCAGGCGGACUCUUUCUUCUUUCUGGAGCCUGGCCGCUCGGCGCCCACAGGUCCCAGGGAGCUGUGGCUACAAGCGCCCGACGCCGUAGUGACCCAAAGCAUUCACAAGACCGUACUGGCAGCCAUGAAGUGACUCUGGGACAGUGGUGCUGGUGACAGGGCUGAGCUGCUGCCAAGGGAUCCCUUGACGAGCGCCCCCAGGCCCACUGUCCCCCAACCUUAUGAAACCCUGGCUUCUAUGGCCCAAUCAAGCUGCAAGAGCCGUCGGGGUUGCUUGGGUGAGAGGAGGGACCAGGCGACCCUUGAGAACCUGACUCUUGGGGCAGUAGCCUCGUACCGCGAGGGGUUGGAGUGCAACGGGCUCCGGGUGUGACUAUGAGCCCAUGGGGGGGCGGCAAGGCAGGCAGUUACAUGGUGAUGGAGCCCACGGGCCUUCUGGCUGCCAUCAGCGUGGCUCCCCACCAGUCGCUCCAGGACUGGGGGGCCACCGAAUACGUGCCCAUGAGCCACUUUCCAGCAGAGUCCUUUUCCUCGAGCUCCCUGUCAGGGUCCCACAAACCCAGGGCCAGGGAGCCUAGACUCGGGCAUCAAGGCCCCCACCGCGGAUUUGGGGACAGCUGGGGACUGGCAGGGACUCCUCCAGGUUUGCAGCCACCAUAAGAGUUAGCUGGGGAUUAUGUGUGCAUCGAGUACGUGCGCCCGGACUACGUAGGAAUGGGCACUGCCAUACCAAGGACCCCCAGGGGCACCUCAACUAUGCCAACUUGAACCUGGUCCCUCAAAGGGAAGCAGACGACCUCAGGACCAGCAGGCACUCGCACAGCUAUGCGCGCAUCGAGUUCCAGAACCUCAGGGAGGCGCCAGUGAGAGGCCCGGGCGGUCCUGCCCCGUCUAGGUGACGGAUGGAUGGAUGGGGAGGAUGAAGAUAACUCGGUGAAGUUAGGAAUGCCUUCCCUGUCUCCCUAAACCCCCCAUCCCUACCCACGGUGGGUGGGGGGUAAAGUGGCUCUAAGGCCCAGAUGCCCCUCCCACCCCCACACAUGGGACCUGCAGAUGUUCUGAGCUGCCCUUAGGCCCUCUGACCACUUUGCCCCUUCCAGCUUGUGCCUGGGAAAUCUUCAGGAGCAGGUUCCCUAAGAAGUUGGAUUCUUUGAGGGGUGAAAAUUCUAGAACCCACCCACAUCCCCACCUGUACAAAACUACUAACUUCAGGGCUUUCUCAGCCAAAGCCCUGGUCCUCUUUGUCCUCACAGAGUUCCUGCAGCAUCACUCCAGAGUCCCAGGUCAGCCUUGGUCCCCGACCCUGCCUCGGAUGACUCCACGUGUACCUGCCUCCUCUCCGCAUACCUGUAGAGCCUGCCCUGUGUCUCCUCCCAGCCAAAGAAUGAACUCCCAACCCCGAGAAUGAACAUUCUGGGGCUCCAGCAAAGGGGGAUGAAAGCACUAGGUAUCUUACCUCUCCUGCCCCCCCAGAAGUGACAUGGCACCCCCUUACUGCCUAGUUUGCCUCUUCCAGUGUCAACUGCAUGCUCACACCAUCCUCCCUCUUUUGGUGCCUGGCAAAGCUAUGGGUCCUUGCUUCCUAUAUAUUGCCUGGGGGGACUGCUCUGCGCAUGCACCCACACACACCGCCAUUAAAGGUGUCUGGUCAGCCUGGGAAGGUCUUAGGC